Messenger RNA from Homalodisca vitripennis (glassy-winged sharpshooter), 2409 nucleotides. Its product is annotated as basic proline-rich protein-like. The record is from RefSeq and is a predicted model, not a curated record. Lineage: Eukaryota; Metazoa; Arthropoda; Insecta; Hemiptera; Cicadellidae.
AUGGAUUCUGACAAAUCGCCCCCCCUUAAACCGCCCCACCCCGGCCCCUCCACCCCGCUCACUUCCCCCCACACCGUCCCCCCUCCAUCCCACGCCCCACAGAACCACCUCCCCACUAACCCCCCCCCGGCCUCCCACAUCCCUCCCCCACCCCUCCGCCCCCCCUCCCGCCAUCCGUCCUCACCCCCACACCCCACCCCCCCCCCCCAACCCCCCGCCCCCCCCCCCCCCCGCCCCAGCCCCUCCCAUUCCCCCCCUCCCCCACCCCCACCACUCCACCCCCCUGCCCCCCCCACACCCGAUUCCCCUCCCCACCCCCCCCAACCGCCCCCCCCCGUACCCUCCCCACCCCCACCUCCCACACCCCCAUCACCCUCACCCCCCCCCCCCCCCCCCCCUCACCCCCCCUCCCCCCCCUACAACCUCUCCCCCCCUCCCCCCCCCCCCCCUCCCUCCCCCCUCCCCCCCCCCCCCUUCCCCCCCGCCCCCACCCCCACACCCUACUGCACCGCCCCGAUGCCUCACACACCCACACCUCCCCCCCCCCCAUUCACCCCCCCUUCCUCCCCCCCCCCCCCCCCCCCUACCCACCCCCGCCCCCCCCCCCCUCCCCUCACCCCCCCCCAUCCCCCCCCCCUCUUCCCUACCCCUCCGCACACCUACCCGCAGCCCCCCUCUCCCCCACCCCCCCCGCUCCCCCCCCAUCCCCCCUGCCCCCCUCCCCCCCACGUCUAACCCCCCGCACCCCCACCAACCCCCCCCCCCCCCCCCCCGCCUACCCCCCCCCCCCCCCCCACCCCCCCCCCACCUCCCCCCCCACCCAAGGCCCCACCACCCCCCCCCCCCUCCCCCCCCCCCGGACCCCACCCCCACACCUCCCCCGCCCCCCCUCCACCCUCAUCCCCCCUCCCUCCACCCCCCCUCCCCCCCCACCCCCACUCCCCCCCCUCCCAACCCCCCCAUCCCCCAACCCCCCCCCCCCACUCAAGCCCACACCCCCCCCUACCCCCCCCACCACCCCCCCCCCCCCCCCCCUACCCCCCAACCCCCCCACCCCACCCCACCCCCUCCACUCCCCCCCCCCCCACCCCCCCCCCCACACCCCCCUCCCCCCCCCCCCCCUACCCUCCCCCUCCCCGCCCCCCCAAGAACCCACCCCCCUCCACUACCUACACCUACCCGCCCUCCCCACUCCCCUCUCCCCCCCCCCCCCCCCUCCCGCACCCCCCCCCCCUCACCCCCCCUCCUCCCCUCCCCUCCCCCCUCACUCCCCCACACCCCCCCCCCCCUACGACACCACCCCCCUACCCCCCUCUCCUACCCCCACCACCCCACGCCCCCCCCACCCCCUCCCCCCACCCAAUACUUACCCCACCCCCCCCCCCCCCACAUCCCCCACCCCCCCCACCCCCCCCCCCCCCCCCCCCCCCCCCACCCCCUCCACCACCCAACCCCCCCCCCCCCCCCCCCCCACCCCCCACCCCCCCCACCCCCCACCCCCCCAGCCCCCAACCACCCACACUCCCCCCACCUCCAAAAAAACCCCCCCUCCCCCACCCCCCCAGUAAAUAUGCCCCCCUCACCCCCCCCGCCCACCCCCCAAAAAAGCACCCCCCCCCACCCCCCGCCCCCACCCCACCCCCCCCCCCCACACCCCCCCCCCCACCCGACCCCCCCCUCCCCCCACCCCCCCCCCUCCCCCCAUCGCCCCCCCACCCACUCCCCCUCCCCCCAUUGCCUCCCACACGCCCCCCCCCCCCACAUCCCCCCCCUCCCCCCCCCCCCCCACCCACCCCCCCCCCUCCCCCCCCCCCCCCAACCCCCAGCCCACCCCCACUCAACACCUCCGCCCCCCCCCCCAUGCCAACAUUAACAACAGAAACCUACACACUGAGAAAAUACACCACAACACGGCAACCAUACCCAACACAGCACAACAACACUAAAACCAAAAGACAUACACUCGAAGACAUACACAACAGAAACAACAACAAACUAUUAUGUGAACAGGAAGUUUGGCUGAGUCCAAUGUGGUCAAUGAAGAUGUUUAUUUCACUUCACUUUCAUAACAUCUAUUUUUCAACACACACCAAACGUCAAAAUCAGCUGGGAUCGGGAGCCGAUCGAUCAGCUGUUUCCCGCGCGGGGCGCGCCAAGAAAAAUCAGCUGACCGUGACGUCGCGCCCAUCAGCUGAACACCUUUUCUACUUACUGAAGUGGGUGUCCCACUCUCGCAGCCUCAUCCUGGCGCGGCUGUUGGACCUUGGCGGCGGGGAGGGGGAGUACCGUGACGUCAUCACGCCCACACGCGCACACUCGCGAUCGGCCAAAUACAGCGAUGUCAAUCAGCUGAGCCGAGAAAACAAUGGGUCCCGGGUCUUGGCGAGGUUAGGGCUGUGCCUUUUAUAA